AUGCGUUGUAGUGUCAGGGGAAAAACCGUGCUUAUCACCGGUGCGUCUGCUGGAAUUGGUCUUGAGACGGCGCGGGCGUUCGCCGACGAGGCAGAGGGUGACGUCAGACUAGUUUUGACGGCGAGACGAAUCGACAGACUGGAAAAUACUAAAACCGGCCUUGAGGAGCAGUAUCCUCAGAUAAAAGUAUUUGUUGCCCAGCUAGACAUCCAGAAACCGGAUGCCGUGCGACAGUUUGUGUUGUCGUUGCCGCAGGAAUUUUCCGAGAUCGACAUUUUGGUCAACAACGCCGGUGUCGCUCUGGGAAGAGAUCCCGUGGGAACUGUCGAUCCGGCCGCUGUACAGACGAUGCUGGACACUAAUGUGCUGGGUCUGAUCACACUAACGCAGGAGAUUCUCCCCGGUAUGCGCAAACGGAACCGUGGCGACAUUGUCAACGUUGGCUCGAUCGCCGGCCGAGCACCGUACCCCGGGGGUGCGAUAUACUGUGCUACCAAGGCUGCGGUAAAGUAUUUCACGCGGAGUUUGAGAAAAGAACUGCUGGACACAAAAAUUAGAGUUAUGGAGGUGGUUCCGGGAGCAGUGGACACAGAACUACAGCUCGUGAGACACGGAGGAGUGCGGUCUGAGCUGGAGGAUAAGUUUAUGGGCGACAACCCGCUGGAGGCGGUCGAAAUUGCAGACUUUAUUGUCUACGCCUGCACAAGACGCGAAACCAGCGUCAUUGCAGAGGCCGUCAUCGUGCCUACCUAUCAAUCGCACUAA
Molecule: messenger RNA, 765 nt
Organism: Ogataea parapolymorpha DL-1
Lineage: Eukaryota; Fungi; Ascomycota; Pichiomycetes; Pichiales; Pichiaceae
Product: putative oxidoreductase
Exons: 1
Coding region: 1-765 (254 amino acids)
Cellular component (GO): cytosol
Molecular function (GO): oxidoreductase activity
Source: RefSeq, a predicted model, not a curated record